Penicillium pulvis is the source of this 1491-nucleotide messenger RNA. Its product is annotated as aldehyde dehydrogenase family protein. Bases 1 to 1491 code for a protein of 496 amino acids. The transcript has 3 exons. Gene Ontology annotation, molecular function: aldehyde dehydrogenase (NAD+) activity. The record is from RefSeq and is a predicted model, not a curated record. NCBI's taxonomy places the organism in Eukaryota, Fungi, Ascomycota, Eurotiomycetes, Eurotiales, Aspergillaceae.
AUGUCGCUUUCUACUACUGUCGAGACCCCCAACGUCACCUACGAACAGCCCUUGGGCUUGUUCAUUAACAACGAGUUUGUUAAGGGUGUCGAGGGCAAGACCUUUGAGACCAUCAACCCCACCAACGAGAAGGUCAUCUGUUCCGUUCACGAGGCCACUGAGAAGGAUGUCGACGUUGCCGUCAAGGCUGCCCGUACUGCCUUCGAGGGUGCCUGGCACGAUGUGACCCCCUCGGAGCGUGGCCGCAUGCUUACCAAGCUUGCCGACCUCUUCGAGCGUGAUAUUGAGACCCUGGCCGCUAUCGAGGCCAUCGACAACGGUAAGGCCAUUACCCUAGGCAAGAGCGACGUCACCAACGCCGCUGGCUGCCUCCGCUACUACGGUGGCUGGGCCGAUAAGAUCGUUGGUCAGACCAUCGACCAGAACAACCAGACCCUCUCUUACACCCGCCACGAGCCCGUCGGUGUCUGCGGUCAGAUCAUCCCCUGGAACUUCCCCAUCCUCAUGUGGGCCUGGAAGAUCGGUCCCGCCAUCGCUGCCGGUAACACUGUCAUCAUUAAGACUGCUGAGCAGACCCCUCUGUCUGGUCUGUACGCCGCCAAGCUCAUUGUCGAGGCUGGCUUCCCCCCUGGUGUUAUCAACAUCAUCUCCGGUUUCGGUCGCACCGCCGGUGCCGCUAUCUCCAGCCACAUGGACAUUGACAAGGUCGCUUUCACUGGCUCCACCCUUGUUGGCCGUAUGAUCCUCCAGGCUGCUGCCAAGAGUAACUUGAAGAAGGUUACCCUUGAGCUGGGUGGCAAGUCCCCCAACAUUGUCUUCGACGAUGCCGAUAUCGAUAACGCUAUCUCUUGGGCCAACUUCGGUAUCUUCUACAACCACGGCCAGUGCUGCUGUGCUGGUUCCCGCCUGCUGGUUCAGGAGGGUAUCUACGACAAGUUCGUUGCCCGCUUCAAGGAGCGUGCUGCUAAGAACCAGCUCGGCAACCCCUUCGAGUCUUCUACCUUCCAGGGUCCUCAGGUCUCCCAGCUCCAGUUCGACCGUAUCAUGGAGUACAUCAACCACGGAAAGAAUGAGGGUGCCACCGUUGCUCUCGGUGGUGAGCGCCACGGUACUGAGGGUUACUUCAUCCAGCCUACCAUCUUCACUGAUGUUACUUCCGAGAUGAAGAUCGCCCAGGAGGAGAUCUUCGGUCCUGUCAUUGUUGUCCAGAAGUUCAAGGAUGAGGCCGAGGCUAUCAAGAUCGGUAACGACUCUACUUACGGUCUUGCCGCCGGUGUCCACACCAAGAACGUCAACACUGCUAUCCGUGUCUCCAACGCCAUCAAGGCUGGUACCGUCUGGGUUAACAACUACAACCUGCUCUCCUACCAGGCUCCCUUCGGUGGCUUCAAGUCCUCCGGUAUUGGCCGUGAGCUCGGCUCCUACGCGCUGGAGAACUACACCCAGAUCAAGACCGUCCACUACCGUCUGGGCGAUGCUCUCUUCGGUUAA